AUGUCUCUCUCUUGCAAUCUCUCCAGUCUCAGUGCUGGUCACGUGGUGUGGGCUAUUGUCUCACUCUCUGAUAGGGUGAGAAACUCUAAACUGCUCACAGGUGACAGCUUGACAUCCCACCUCAACCCCUGCUUACUUUACCUGCUUAAGUUGACGACUUCUUCACAUGUCCACCUGCAGCUCCAGUCAGACCAGGACCAUGGCGAUGGCUCAGUAAAGUACGUUCUUUCUGGCGAGGGGGCUGGCACCAUCUUUGUCAUCGAUGAGAAUAACGGCGAUCUGCACGCCACGCGCCGCCUUGAUCGAGAGGAGAAGGCCUUUUAUGUCCUCAAAGCCACAGUAGUCAACAAGUGGACGGGUCAAAAACUGGAGCCAGAGACCGAGUUCAUCAUCAAACUCCACGACAUCAAUGACAACGAACCAAAGUUCAGCAAAGAGGUGUACACUGCCAGCGUUCCUGAGAGGUCUGAUAUUGGUACAUCGGUCACCCAGGUGACAGCUACAGACGCUGAUGACACAAUGUAUGGGAACAGUGCCAAACUGGUCUACAGCAUCAGUCAAGGACACCCAUACUUCUCUGUGGAGCCAAACACUGGUGUGAUCCGGACAGCCCUGGGUCCUGGCGACAUGGACCGUGAGCAGAGGGAGCACUACCAGGUGGUGAUUGAAGCCAAGGACAUGGGUGGACAGAGAGGAGGCCUCACUGGGAGCACUGUGGUGAAAAUCACUCUCACCGACGUCAACGACAACCCUCCCCACUUCACUCAGAGUAUAUACCAGUUCAGAGUUCCUGAAUCAUCCACGUCCGGCUCUGUCGUUGGGAGAAUUCAGGCCACUGAUAAAGACAUCGGACAGAACGCUGAGAUGGACUUCACAAUCAUCAGCGGUGACGGGAUGGAAAUGUUUGACAUUUCCACUGACAAAGAAACACAAGAAGGACUCGUCACUGUCAGAAAGCCUUUGGAUUAUGAGAAGAAACCAUCAUACACGAUAGAGAUCCAGGUCCAGAACACCCAGGAAUAUGUUCGCUUCGUGUCCUCAGGCCCAAAAGACGUGGCUACGGUUCGGUUGGCAGUGGAUGAUGUGGAUGAGCCGCCUGUGUUUAAAAAAGCCAGCUACCUGUAUGAGGUGAAAGAAGAUGUUGCGGUGGGCACAGUAGUGGGCUCAGUCAGCGCCAUGGACCCCGACAGAGCUCGCAGCGUGGUCAAUUACUCCAUCGACCGCCGCACUGACAGGGGCCACCUCUUCAACGUCUAUCCAAUGAAUGGAUCUGUGUUCCUGCUCAAACGCCUGGACAGAGAGACGACUGCAUGGCAUAACAUUUCAGUUGUUGCCACAGAGCUGAAUAAUCCCCGUCAGAGCAGCAGCGUCAGUGUCUACAUCCGUCUGCUGGACAUCAAUGACAAUGCUCCCAUGUUUGCCUCUGUGUAUGAAACCUUUGUCUGUGAGAAAACCAAGGCUGGCCAGCGGAUCCAGACAGUGAGUGCUGUUGAUGCUGACGAGCCGUCAUCAGGACACAAGUUUGCCUUCAGUCUGGCUCCAGAGGAGACCCACCACAGAAAUUUCAGCGUCAGAGACAAUGGAGAUAACACUGCUGGCAUCCUGACUGGCCGAGCCACCUAUAGCCGCCUUCACAAGAGCGUCUACCUGGUUCCCGUGGUGAUCACAGACGAUGACUACCCCAUGCAGAGCAGCACUGGCACACUUACUGUGAGGGUUUGCACCUGUGACCAUGAAGGCAACAUGGAGCUGUGUAAACCCGAAGCUCUGAGCAGCUCACCUGGCCUCAGCACAGGAGCCCUCAUCGCCAUCCUCCUCUGUGCCAUCAUCCUCCUCUUGGAGGGCUGA
This is a messenger RNA of Neolamprologus brichardi, 1848 nucleotides long. NCBI's taxonomy places the organism in Eukaryota, Metazoa, Chordata, Actinopteri, Cichliformes, Cichlidae. The record is from RefSeq and is a predicted model, not a curated record.